AUGGCCAAGUUUGCCGAGGCUGGCAAGCUCACACAAAAGAAGCACUUGGGUCAGAUGGCCAUGACGUACAAGAACGUUUACGUCGCGAGCAUCUGCGUGCAUGUGAACCCUCAGCAAGCUGUGCGAGCACUGAUUGAGGCGGAUGCCUAUCCAGGCCCUAGCCUCAUUCUGUCCUACACCCCAUGCAUUAGUCAAGGCUUCCCGAUGGCGGAGUCAAUCCAGCACUGCCAGAUGGCCGUGGAGAACCGCUUCGCAGCCGUGAUGCGUCGUGACCCAAAGCACGCCGAGGAGUUGGACAACAAGCUGCAAGAAAAUGUGGUGCAGAAGAAUCACCUGCUGCAGGUCCUGAACAAAGAGGACCUGGAAGGACAGUUCUCCAAGUUGGUCGAAGGUCUUUCGGAUGCGAAGAGCUCGGGCGACUCCAUCACGGUGCUAUACGGCAGUGAGACCGGCAAUGCGGAGGAGCAGGCGAAAAACCUUAUGCAAGACCUCAUUGCACGUGGACUGAAAUCCACUGUGAGCUCGUUGGAUGACUUCGAGUUCGAUGAGCUACCGAACCAGAAGAUUGUCAUCUUGGUGGUGUCCACGUGUGGACUUGGCGAAUAUCCGGCCAACUGCAAGCAGACUUGGUUGAAGCUCCAAUCUGCGGAUCUGCCAAUGUCCUGGCUGGCAGGUGUGAAGUUCUGCGUCUUCGGCCUGGGCGACUCCACCUACAGCCAGUUCUGUGUGGCUGCUGCCGGCUUCGACACCCGCUUGGGCGAGCUCGGCGGGCAGCGCAUGCUGAAGCGCGGCGUGGGGGAUGACCGUGAUGAGGACAGGUACUACACUGGCUGGGAAGCCUGGCUCCCAGAGCUGUGGAAGGUUCUCGGGGCCCCGGCUUUGCCGCUGAGCCAGGAUAUCCCUGCACCUUCCUAUCGUGUGGAUGCAUCCGCAGGCGACUUGGCGAAGCCACCCAUCAGCGACGAUGACAUCAUCCCGCCCGGUGCCAACAGACUCACGCUGCUCACCAACAACGUGCUGACAGGUGAUGCUAAGUACGAUCGUGACAUUCGGCAUUAUGAGUUCAAGAUUGAAGGCACCAACGUUGCUUACAAGACAGGCGAGAGCCUUGCCAUCUGGCCCCGCAACCCGGAAGACAAGGUCCUGGAAUUCUGUCAGAUGAUGGGCUUCGAUGCCGCACAGCACCUGAGGAUCCUGCCCCUCGAGGGUGCGCGCAACUGGUGUCCUACGGAGCUGAGCGUGCGCCAGCUUUUCUCACACGUCCUGGACAUCUUCGGAAAGCCGAACAGGAAGUUCUUCCAGACAUUGGCUCUCUUCGCAAAGGACGAGGCAGAAAAGAAGCAGCUCCAAAGCAUCGUCGAGAACAGCCAGGAGGGUGCGGCCCUCUACUGGGACUUGACGCACGACUUCGCGCACCACGCAGAUGUGCUGAAGAAGUUUGCAAGUGCACGACCUCCCAUCGAGCACUUGCUUCAGAUGAUGCCAGUCCUGAAACCCCGCAGCUAUUCGAUUGCCAGCUCUCCAUUGAUGCAUCCGGACAAGAUCCAGCUGUGCGUGGUGUUGGUGGACUGGACGGUGGAGAGCACCAAGGAACUCCGCCUGGGCGAGUGCACAG
Molecule: messenger RNA, 1615 nt
Organism: Symbiodinium necroappetens
Lineage: Eukaryota; Dinophyceae; Suessiales; Symbiodiniaceae
Source: the annotation of a GenBank genome assembly